Messenger RNA from Phytophthora sojae, 498 nucleotides. RefSeq lists its product as hypothetical. Lineage: Eukaryota; Oomycota; Peronosporomycetes; Peronosporales; Peronosporaceae. The transcript has a single exon. The record is from RefSeq and is a predicted model, not a curated record. The annotation marks the transcript as partial.
AUGGAGGAUAUGCUGGGUGUGAAGGAGAGGGUGUGGCUACUGAAGCAAAGUCCUCGCGAUGAUCCCGGUAUCUUCGAGCAGCUGAGCCAAGACGCAAGCGCUCUUUAUCGCAGAAUCGAUACCCUGUUUGCGACGAAAGACAUGGACGCCCUGCCGUUCACUGGGCACACCCGUGAGGCAAAUCUAGACAAGGUCAACGGCGCAUAUUACGAAGUUCAGCAGAAGCGAGUCGUGCCCUUCCGCCUCCACGACACGGACAACGCAGUGUGGCAAUGUCUUGUCUCACUCGGGCUGACAAACCAGCGAGCCGUUGGAGGCCCCAAUGUGCGGUUUAACUCGCACCCUGACCCCUCGAAGACCGAAGAGGACGCGCUCCAGAACACUUUUUCCGUCGUGAUUUCAGGCGUCGGAGAGUUGGUCGGCACGCAUAAUUGGAAGGUGGUGCGACGGCACAAGGAUGAUAAGCGAGUCGCGUUCAUUUGCCGAAUAUUAACCGAG